AUGUCACCCCUUCCCAGCAAGCAAAAAAAGACCGUUCUCAUCACAGGCUGCUCGGAUGGAGGUCUCGGUGCUGCACUGGCGAUGGCGUACCAAAAAUCUGGCUAUCGAGUAUUCGCUACAGCACGAAACCCUUCGAAAAUGGCAUCUCUUACAGCAGCGAAUAUCGAGACUCUGACAUUAGACGUGGUGUCCGAUGAAUCCAUAAAGAGCUGCGUUUCUGAAAUCAUGAGAUUGACCGGAGGAGCACUGGACGUCUUAAUCAACAACGCUGGUGCCCAAUACAACAUGCCCAUCACAGAUCUCUCGAUCCCUGAAGCGAAGAAAGUAUUCGAUCUCAACCUCUGGUCAUGUCUCUCCACCAUCCAGGCAUUCAUACCACUGCUUAUGGAAGCCAAAGAUGGAGCAUUGAUCGUCAAUCACACUUCCGUUGGAUCCAUCGCAGGUCUUCCAUUCCAAGCCGCCUACAAUGCUUCAAAAGCCGCGUUGGCAAUGUUUUCUGACAUUCUUCGACUGGAGUUACAGGCGUUCAACAUCAAGGUUGUUGAUCUGAAAACUGGAGGCGUAAAAUCCAACAUCCUCGCCAACUUGACGCACCCAGACUUGCCAAAAGAGUCAAUUUAUGAUUGUGCGAGAGACGAGGCAGAGAAGAUGCUGUCUGGUGAAAAUCUAAAGUCUUUGAAAAGGACUUACGUUGAUGCGGAUACAUGGGCAGAAGGAGUAGUGAAGGACCUCACCAAGCCGAUGCCGCCACAUCAGAUCUGGCGAGGAGGCCAGGCGUGGCUUGCACGCUUGGGAAAGCUACUUCCAGUCGGUCUUUUCGAUGAGCAAUUGAAAAAGGUCACCGGACUAGAUAAUUUGAAUUGUAAAAUUGAGAAAGUUCGGUCGAGUAACCCUACAUAUGGAACUUAG
Molecule: messenger RNA, 909 nt
Organism: Cadophora gregata
Lineage: Eukaryota; Fungi; Ascomycota; Leotiomycetes; Helotiales; Ploettnerulaceae
Exons: 1
Coding region: 1-909 (302 amino acids)
Biological process (GO): phosphatidic acid biosynthetic process; triglyceride catabolic process
Cellular component (GO): lipid droplet; endoplasmic reticulum
Molecular function (GO): acylglycerone-phosphate reductase (NADP+) activity; triacylglycerol lipase activity
Source: RefSeq, a predicted model, not a curated record